AUGGACUUCUCCGGCGACGUCAAGCAGGCGAUCCCGCGCCCGUCCCCGCUCCUCCAGGGCUGGCGCGAGUUCCGCCGCAGCGGCGCGCCGGUCCGGUUCCUCUGCUUCGAGGGCGGCGCGUGGGCCGACGUCCCCGCCGACGCGUCCCUGGCCCUCCGAGCCGCGUUCCUCGACUCCCGGGUCGUCGCCGAGGCCGCGUGCGGCGGCAGGCCCUUCCUCUUCGACUUCCUCCGGCUCGCGCGCAUCGACGCGGCCACCGCCGAGGAGGUGCCCAUGGGGUGGAUCGACGACCGCGGGGCCUGCUUCUUCCCCGCCCCCCACACCGCCAGGAAGCGCAAACGGUCCCAGCACGAGGACGGCGCGUCCUCGGGCGUCGACGACGAGAGCAGCAGCAGCAGCGACGACACCGUCGACUCCAGCAGCCCCAGCAAGGCGCCCCGCUGGGCCUGGGGCAAGGCGGUCCGGCUGGACGAGGCGGACAAGUUCUACCAGGUGGUCAGGAAGCUCUUCCUCAGCGGGAUCGCGCCCCGCGUCGGCGGCGGCGGCGUGGCGAUCACCGCGGUGCACAAGGUCGCGCAGGGCCCCCGGUCCAGCGCUUUCCAGCAGCAGGGCCAGCUCCUCGCCGCCGCGCGCGGCGCGGGCGGCGGCAAUGCCAAGUUCGCCUGGUACGGCGCGCCGGAGGCGGACGUGGCGGCCGCGGUCGAGCACGGCUUCGGCAGGACCAACAGCCGGGUCCUCGGCCACCGCGCGCACGGCGACGGCGUCCACCUCUCGCCGCCCCAGUCCCCUUACACCAGCGCGAUGCUAGCCAAGGCAGAUGAGAACGGCGAGGCACACAUCGUGCUAUGCCGUGUGCUCAUGGGUCGGCCAGAGACCGUCGCAGCCGGGUCCUCCCAGUUCCACCCCAGCAGCGACGACUACGACAGCGCCGUCGACAACAUGCAGAAUCCAAAGUGGUACGUCGUGUGGAGCACGGACAUGAACACGAGGAUCCUCCCGGAGUACGUCGUCAGCUUCAAGUGCCCCAGCCUGCAACAGGCUCAAGGAACAUCGGAAGCGACCUCGGAGCUGAGGAAGCCUUCACCGGCGUCUCGUGACAUGUUCCCGACCCUUCUAGCGGAGAUUCAGCGGUUCGUGCCGGCUUCCAAGCUGCAGACAUUGCAGGGGACUUACAAUCUCUUCAAGAAAGGACAUAUCAAGAAGGACCAGUUCAUUCGAUUCUUGCGUGCCUUCAUCGGUGACCGGGUGUUGACAACAGUGGCCAAGAAGCUCCGAGGAUAUUGAUGGAUGAUAGUGCAAUGGUGUUCCUUUUCAGCUGUUUUGUUCUCGUCGCAGUUGGGUGCUGGUGGUAGCUCGUUCGGCUGACUCCAUAGAACAGAGGAGUGUGCGUGUGUUGAAGUACCAAACAAAGGGAGAGUUCUCCAUUUCUUGUGUCGCUGUAGUUUAGCCAGGAAUCGCUGUCGGUGUCAAGAACAUAGAGGGGUUAUCGUGAUCUGGAGAUUAUAUUUAACAGACACAAAGUUAGAUCUUAAUUCUUGGUUUCUCAGAUAUUUUUUACUUAGCAUCUUGCAACUUGCAAUCUGUACAGACUGAAAAUUCCAUCAAUUUAUACCUGAAAGCAUCAUUGAUUCAUCGAGCCAA
Lolium rigidum is the source of this 1641-nucleotide messenger RNA. Its product is annotated as probable inactive poly [ADP-ribose] polymerase SRO3. The coding region runs from base 1 to 1284 and encodes 427 amino acids. Gene Ontology annotation, molecular function: NAD+ poly-ADP-ribosyltransferase activity. The record is from RefSeq and is a predicted model, not a curated record. The transcript has 4 exons. Lineage: Eukaryota; Viridiplantae; Streptophyta; Magnoliopsida; Poales; Poaceae.